Westerdykella ornata is the source of this 900-nucleotide messenger RNA. RefSeq lists its product as uncharacterized. Bases 1 to 900 code for a protein of 299 amino acids. Lineage: Eukaryota; Fungi; Ascomycota; Dothideomycetes; Pleosporales; Sporormiaceae. The transcript is spliced from 2 exons. The record is from RefSeq and is a predicted model, not a curated record.
AUGUUCUCCUCCAAAGCAACCUCCAGCUCGCCCAAAUACGCGCCCCUUGCGCCACACGACGAUGGCGAGGGCUCCAUAGCAACUGAGAAGCGUUCUUCCUCCUCGGACGACCACGACGACCACUCUGCCCCUUUGCUACAAGCCUCAGACAACAUCCCCGUCGACACACCAUCCAAGCCGUCCCAGCUGCCCAAGCUCAUCAUCUAUCUCUCGUUCGCCCUAGCGAUUUUGUCAACAGUGAAUGUUGCUCUCCUUCCCGCAACACUGUCCAAGUACCGCGCGUACCCCUUCUCCGACUCGGAGCUCGAAGCUCUCCCUUAUGGCAACGCUAGCCUAGGACUGGAGAGGGCAGCAGAAAUGAUGCCUGCUCCCCAGGUCUAUCGCCACUCUUGGCCGGAUAGAAUUGUGCGGGUCAGCCGGAAACUGAAGAGUGCCGUGUGGGGUCAUGGAGUGCAGGUGUAUAUUACAGUCGAGGAUUCGACAAUUAUGCGUUUUCCUAUCCCUUCUACUGGCGCCAACGCCUGCGCACUCUCCUGGCGGCCAUCUCCCGAGCUGUCUGCGCGUGCAAAGGACGUCACAACCAAGGGAGAUGUAACGGAAAUCGAAGUCUGGCAGCUUAUCGCACCGUCGGUCACGUCCGCCACCGUAUCUUCCCGCAGUCUAAAAGAGCUCGACUAUGAUACUUUGUCAUACUCGAGCCUUCCCGUACGCGGAGAGCUGCUCGGUGUGCUAGAUCUCACGGCCAAGCCGAAUAGCACAACAGUCGAGUUUGCCUGUCCCAGCGAGGCGGACAAUCUGGUGGUGGAGCUGAGAUGCCAGCGCGUGGCGUGUCAUGUGAGCUAUAUGCAGAUUGAUAUGGCGCCAAGGGUUGGGUUUGAGUUGGUGAGGAGGAGGGAAUGA